AUGUGGGUCAUCGGUGCUUCAUUUCUGCGCACCAAGCGACAGUACCUCGCUGCAAUUUUAGCAAACCUAUCGGUAACAUGCACCGGCUGUGCGAUGGCCUGGACGUCCCCGGUGGAGUCGAAACUUCUCCAUAUGGAAUCUUCGCCACUGUCGAUUGUACCGACCGACACGCAACUCUCCUGGAUCGGAUCCAUUCUGGCGCUCGGGUCUUUGGUCGGACCACCCAUUGCUGGCUAUGUGGCACAUCGGUUUGGCCGCAGAAUGGCGCUACUGGCCAGUGGGGUACAGUUUGCCGUCGCGUUUAUCCUGUUCUUGACCGCGGCAUCCGUGGCACAGAUCCUGGUGGGACGGUUUGUACAAGGCUGUGCUAUCGGGUUCGCUCUGAACACUACGCCCCUGUACGUGUGCGAAAUUGCCACGUCUAACCGUCGGGGGACCCUUGGGUCUUUGCUGCAGGUCUGUAUGACCGCCGGGAUGUUGUUUGUGUACGGUGUCGGUCCGUACGUCAGUUACGCUGCCAUGCAGUACAUCAUGAUGGUGGUUCCGGUGCUGUUCUGUGUUACCUUCAGCCUGAUGCCCGAGACACCACACUUUUACGUCGCGAAGGGCCGCUAUGCGGACGCCUCCCGGUCGCUCGCGUAUCUGCGAGGGGAACCGAUCGAACAGCUGGAGGAUGAGUACGGAUCGAUUCAAAGGUCGGUGGAAGAGUCCAUUCGGAACCAGGGCACGCUGAAGGACCUGUUCCGCGAUCAUGCCAACCUGCGCGCCCUGUUCAUCUGCACCAGCAUCAUUAUCCUGCAGCAACUGUCCGGCAUCAAUCCGGUGCAAUUCUUCACGCAGACCAUCUUCGAGAAGACGGGCAGCUCGGUGAAACCGGAACUGGCCGUGAUCAUCAUCGGGUGCGUCCAGGUGUUUGCCAGCAUGGUCACAGUGCUCACGCUGGAUAAGUUGGGCCGUCGUCCUUAUCUGUUGAUCUCGUCCGGUGGCAUGUGCUGUGCACUGGUGGCGCUCGGAACCUACUUUUAUCUGGAUGCCAACAGCAUGUCGUACUCGGAAGGUCUGCUCGAUCGCAUCGCCUUUCUCCCGGUCCUGUCGUUGGUCGUGUUUACCGCCUCGUUCUGUCUUGGAUUCGGUCCGAUCGCCUGGCUGCUGAUUGGGGAAAUGUUUGCGCCGAAUAUCAAGCAUCUCGCAUCCUCGGUCGUAUCCAGCUCGUGCUGGUGUGCGGCCUUCUUCGUCCUGUUCUACUUCAACACGCUCGACGAGGCCAUCGGCACGCACUGGCUGUUCUGGUUGUUCGCCAUUUGCACGGCCGGUGCUUUCGCGUUUACGUUCGUGUUUGUGAUCGAAACCAAGGGCAUGUCACUUCCGGAGAUUCAGGCGCGCCUCAACGAAACCGCACCGGUCGCCAACGAUAAGGCAAAGUACGACGAGAAUCGAAGUGUCUAG
Anopheles cruzii is the source of this 1446-nucleotide messenger RNA. Its product is annotated as facilitated trehalose transporter Tret1-like. Gene Ontology annotation, biological process: carbohydrate transport; transmembrane transport. The coding region runs from base 1 to 1446 and encodes 481 amino acids. The record is from RefSeq and is a predicted model, not a curated record. NCBI's taxonomy places the organism in Eukaryota, Metazoa, Arthropoda, Insecta, Diptera, Culicidae. Gene Ontology annotation, molecular function: sugar transmembrane transporter activity. Gene Ontology annotation, cellular component: membrane. The transcript is spliced from 3 exons.